This is a messenger RNA of Cladophialophora bantiana CBS 173.52, 1047 nucleotides long. RefSeq lists its product as uncharacterized. Gene Ontology annotation, molecular function: protein binding. NCBI's taxonomy places the organism in Eukaryota, Fungi, Ascomycota, Eurotiomycetes, Chaetothyriales, Herpotrichiellaceae. The transcript has 2 exons. Bases 1 to 1047 code for a protein of 348 amino acids. The record is from RefSeq and is a predicted model, not a curated record.
AUGGACUCUUUGAGACCCGCUCUGAUCGAGAGGAUCCGUCUGGAGAAGUAUAUCCGAGAGUGGUGCGGACUAUUUGUUUUCAUUGAGAAGUCGACAAUUCACCUCGUCUAUCAGACUGCGAAGGAAUUUCUAAUUCACAACCAACAGAUAGAAUGCGGUGCUUGGAAACACUCAUUAAUGCCCACAGACAAUGCGAGAAUCUUGGCGCAGAUAUGUGUUGACGCCCUCUGGCUAUUCCAAGCAAAGCUCAGCGAUGCUGACUUGCUUGAACCCGCGGACGUAACCGAGGAAGACAUAUGGAGUUUAUGGAGUUUCCUGAAAUAUGCAGGGGCUUCUGACAAAGGUCGAGUGAAUAUAGUGAAAAAGUUGCUCGACUAUGAGUGCAACUGUUCUUACAAUGUGAUGCGAACUACGGCUGCACGUGGUCACGAGCAUAUCGUGCGGAAUCUGCUCGAUGCUGGUGCCAAUGUCAACUGCCGUCGAAGCUAUGGCUACUCAUUCGAGGCUGCAGCCGAAUGUGGCCACGAGGGUGGUGUGCUGAUUCUACUCGAUGCUGGCACCGAUUUCCAGCGCCACGCAGAGUGUUGUAGUACCGCGUUGCCGGCUGCAAUCAAAUAUCGUCAUAGGAAGGCCAAACGCGAUCUAUUUGAUGUCGAUGCUGAUGUAUCGGCAAAGGGUUUCUCCAACAUUACGUUCCUGGCAGCAGUAACGGACGAGAUAAUUAUGGACUUGUCCCCUCACCCUGACCGAUGGACCGACCGGCAGAGAUUAAAUAAUUUGAGAUUGCAAGUUAUGAGGUGUCACAAAGACGAGGGAUUCUGGCUCGAAACCUCUUCUAACCUGAACAAGGUCAAACGGGCUAUCAAUGGCUUGAAACUACAUAACUUGGCGCGACACACGGACACGCUUGCUUCGUUUCGAUUCGUGGAGCGCUUUGCUCGUGGGUAUAUACGCCUUGGGUUUCUGCGACAGCUCAAUGAUAAAAGGGGAAAGAGAGCGCGGUCGGUCGAAGGAACAACGGCCGACGAACUUGAGAGGAGAUCUUAA